This is a messenger RNA of Cyprinus carpio (common carp), 2106 nucleotides long. RefSeq lists its product as uncharacterized. Lineage: Eukaryota; Metazoa; Chordata; Actinopteri; Cypriniformes; Cyprinidae. The coding region runs from base 241 to 1206 and encodes 321 amino acids. The transcript is spliced from 7 exons. Gene Ontology annotation, biological process: regulation of apoptotic process. The record is from RefSeq and is a predicted model, not a curated record.
UCCAAAGAGACUCUCCAGAAGCUUGUUAAAUGUGUCUAUGAAGCUCAGGAAGAGGAACUGACUCGGUGCUUCCUGCAGAAAGUGGGCAGGGAUCUGACUUCCUGUUCCUUGAGCUGGGAAGAGCUUCAUUAUUUCCUGCAGCACAGAAUUCAACAAAUCACUCUGAACCUCAGAAAGAGUAACAUUCAGGUCAACAUCAGAGAAAUUCUGCCGUUCCUGAACCGGAUUAAGUUUAAACGGAUGAGCUCUGCCUUCAUGCUGUGUGUGAUCAGAGAGAUCUAUGAGUCCGGCUCUGCUGGGUUUGUGUCCAGUCUGUUGAGUUCAGUGGAGAACUACAUUAACCUGCAGAGCAGAGAUCUGGACUCUGUUCACUGUGCGGCCCUGCGCUUCACACUGCAGCACUGCACUGCAGCUUCACUCAACCUGCUCUGGACCUCCAUACCAGAGGAAGAGCUGCAGAGCAUUCUGCCUCUCUUCACACACCUCUCCCACCUCAGUGUUGACAGGCUGCUGUUACUGAAGAUUCUUCACUGCUGCAGUGUCUCUGAUGUCCAGCAGGAAGCAGCAGCUGUUCUGCUCUCUGUCCUUCAGCACAAGCUGGACUUCUCCUGCCGCUCUGCUCUGGAUCUGACAGCAAACACAGACUCAGAGCCUCUACAUCUGACCGCUGACGACUGCCAUGAGAUGUCCAGAGUCAUUCAGAGAGCUCAUUCAGACACAAAGACACGGCUGAUUCUGCAUGACUGUGAGAUUCAUAAAGCUGGCAUUUAUCAGCUGUUCCCAGUGUUACAUUCUGUUCAUCUCUGCUGUGAUAAACCUCUGCUGCUUCAGUUUGUGGCUCGUGUGAGGCCUGAGGAAGCCCAGUCUCUCUCUCAAGCUCUGGGUGAAGAGCUGGAUCUCAGUCAGACUCAGCUGGAUCCGCAGGUCUGUAGAGGUCUGGAGCUGAUUCUGGAAUAUUCUGAAGGACUGACAGAACUGGAUCUGAGUCAGUGCCGUCUCACCGAUGACAGUCUGGAUCUGCUGCUCCCAAACCUCCACAAAGCUCAAAUCACUGAUUUCAGUGGCAACAGCAUCACUGACGCUGGGGCUGAGAAGAUCUACAGUAUCGUCACUCGCAACAGUAACAUUAAGACAGUAAGGCUCUUCAACAACAGAAUUGAAUCCAGAGAGCUCUUCAGCAAAGACCCCCGAAUUGAGAUCUGGUGAUGUCAGUAAACUCUGUCUGGAAUCAACAAGCAGUGUCUCUCCAGUAGUGGACAGCAAUGAUGUAUUGAUAACAAGAGCCCAGAUGAUCCACAGCAACGACGGAAAGGAGGAGAUAGACACGAAGACAACCAAAAUAAAGAGCAAGUUCAUUCUGAUUAGCUGAUCUUCUCCUCAUCAUCCUUAAGAAGAGAAAGAUCAUUUGCAAGCAGGCAGUGUUUCACUAGCUGGGCUUCCAUCACCAUGCUUUUAUGCACAUUUUAAAGUAUUGCAUCAGAAUCGAGAGAUGGAAAUGCUGAAUUAUGAAUAAAAAUGCCUUAUUUUGCAAAAAAGUUUUUCCGCUUGCUUGAGGUGGUUUUCGACUUGUGCGAAAACUGCAUUCAUUGUGUUUCAUCUGCUCGUUCUGAGGUGCAAGUAAUUUAUUAUAUAUGAAAAUGAUUAUAUUCAGUAGCUUCUUCUACUUUUCUUAGUAAUGUAUAGUGCCAGUUUAGUUUAGUGGAAGUGACAAUUUUGUUAUCUUUGACUCGUUGGGUGGAAACGCUGCUUGUUCGCAAAUGUUUUGUGUGAUAUUUAAAUUUUGCGGUUAAGUUAAAAUCGCAACUUUUGAAGUAAAGCCAGCUAGUGUCUGAGCUCUAGUGUUUACUGCAAACACAAUACAAGAGAGACAUUAUACUCAGGAAAUCACACUUACCUCAUUCCUGUGAAUGAAAUGUUUGGCUAGUUAGGCCGCAGCAAAUAUCUCAAUGGUACCUCAGAUGUUCACUGGACCUUUCGUCCUUUUUGACACUGUUACUUUUUUAAUUAAUAUGUGGAUAUGGUCACAAGCUGUUAAACUGUCACUGUAGAGGAUUGCGCCUGUAUUCUGUAUUCUUUUAUCUGUAUGAAAUAAAACAUGCAUAUUCA